Molecule: messenger RNA, 552 nt
Organism: Leptomonas pyrrhocoris
Lineage: Eukaryota; Euglenozoa; Kinetoplastea; Trypanosomatida; Trypanosomatidae
Exons: 1
Coding region: 64-552 (162 amino acids)
Molecular function (GO): calcium ion binding
Source: RefSeq, a predicted model, not a curated record
GAAAACCGCUUAGCUCUUUAAAGUACGCCUGACUACGUGCAGACAGUUGUUGAGGUCUCAAAAAUGAACGCGAUGUAUUCUGCGGAACAAAUCAAGGUGCCACCGGAGCUCGGUACCAUUAUGAAGCAAUACACAAAGGCCGUUAUGCGCGACAAGCCUACGGACUUGUACAAGUACAGUGCAAAUUUCUUUGCCAUCCUGAGCGGAUAUCCUGCGCCGUUCGACGCGGAUGGUCAGUUGACGGAAAGUGGCGCCAACGAUGUGAAGAACACUUCGGGUGCUCCUCCAGGGUCAAACUCCCGUGGAAAAGCGCAGCAAGGUGAUGCGGUAGAUCCGAUCGACUCGCUUUUUCGCAGGUAUGACCGCACUGGGACAGGCUACAUGGAGGCAUCCGAGUUGCCAAGUCUCUUGGAGGAGCUCAAAACCGUUCUCUCGUUGGACGCAAACGAUUUAGACGCGGCCGAAAGUAUUCAAGCCCUGUUACCUUCUGCAGAUGGGCAGAUUGACCUCUUGGAGUUGCGGCGUAUGCUGUUUGAAGAACCUGAAGAGUGA